Acytostelium subglobosum LB1 is the source of this 3423-nucleotide messenger RNA. RefSeq lists its product as hypothetical. The coding region runs from base 1 to 3423 and encodes 1140 amino acids. The record is from RefSeq and is a predicted model, not a curated record. NCBI's taxonomy places the organism in Eukaryota, Evosea, Eumycetozoa, Acytosteliales, Acytosteliaceae. The transcript is spliced from 6 exons. Gene Ontology annotation, biological process: nuclear-transcribed mRNA catabolic process. Gene Ontology annotation, cellular component: nucleus. Gene Ontology annotation, molecular function: RNA binding; 5'-3' RNA exonuclease activity.
AUGGGAGUUCCCUCAUUCUACAAAUGGUUGGUGGAGAAGUACCCAAAGAUAGUUUGUUCAAACUAUAUCAAUGACUGUGACAAUAAUGACAACAACAACAACAACAAUAACAACAACAAAAAGAAGUUGAGAUUCAACAACCUAUAUAUCGAUAUGAAUGGAGUGAUUCAUAACUCAACACAUAGCAAUGCUGAUCCAACAAUGCUUACAAAGAUCGUCACGGACGAAUCAGUCAGAGUCGGACUGUUCAAGAGGUUGGAUGACAUCAUCAACACUGCAAAUCCAACAAACGUACUAUACAUUGCCAUCGAUGGUGUACCCCCACGUGCCAAGGCAAUCGAGCAGAGGAAACGUCGUUUCCGCUCAGCAAAGGAUGUAAAGGAUGCCCUUUCCAAACGACCAGCAACCGAUGCCCCAGUCGACCUCGAAAAUGUGUUUGAUCCAAACUGUAUCUCGCCCUCCACCGAGUUCAUGACCAGAGUUAACGAGUGGAUGCAGCACUAUGCCUCCACCAUUGCUAAGCGAUACUCUGAUCUGACCAUCAUCGUCUCUGACUCUACUGUGCCUGGCGAAGGUGAGCACAAGAUCAUGGACUUUAUCCGCAAAAACACCAAGCUAUGGCCACAGGACACCUCACACCUCUUCUAUGGAAUGGACGCCGAUCUCAUCUUCCUCGGACUGUCCACACACCUGCGACACUUCUUUGUUCUGCGUGAUCUCUCUAGUCUGACCUCGUGUGGCACUUGCAAAGAGCCUGGUCAUGCAUCCUACGAAUGUCAGUCGGCGUUGGCAAAGAAAAGGUUGAUACAAUUUGAGAAGUCCAACAAGAUCACCAUUAGGAAUCUGCCCAUACAGGUGGACGAACAGGCACUCACGUCAAUGCUCUCAUACCAUGGCGAGGUUCAGUCAGUGCGGUUGGAGAAAGCGCUCACAAAGAAACCUACAGUGACAGCACACAUCCAGUUUGUCGACACCGAGUCCACCACCUACAUCACAUCACGUGGAGCCAACUACUUCUUUAAUGACCAGAAGUUGUCCAUUCACAAUGUAGCACCAGAGAAACAGCAGUCAGAGUCACCUCCUACACCUCCUGUAUCAGAUACUAUCGAGGAGGACGAUGCAUCACUAUCCAAGACCUCCAUCUUCAUUCCCAACCUUGACACCAGAGCUCUAUUAUUUGAUGUGAGAGCGUUCUUUUCAUCUUGCGGACCAAUAGAGGAGCUAUUGUUCAUUCCAGCACCAAAGGAAAGACCUCUAAAGUAUGCCGUUAUCAAGUUCAAGGAUGAGGAGUCUGCAAAGAAGGCAUUGGCACUCAAUGGGGCAGAUUUCUUUGGUUCAGCAUUGAUGGUAAAGAGGUCAAGAUUGCAAAAGCCUCAGAAGGAUAGUACAUCAAAGAGGAAUGAUGUCGCACCAACAUCCCCUACUACCAUUGCCACUGACCCACUGGCGGAGCAGAAGCUUAAGGAGGAUAGGAAACUCCAAAAGCUGGCCACUGUCAACCAAUUCCUAACAUUGUCCGAUCCAGGAACAACGUUGGACUCUGCAUACUUCUACCUCGGUAUAUCCGAUUGGGAUUUGGACAAGGCAAUCCAGAAGUACUUGGAGUUUGGCAAAUCACAACACAAGACAUCCUAUGGCUCAUCCAAUCCAAAGAGUGACGAUCAGUUUGACUUUGUCAACUUGGACUACCUCAAGGAUUACUUUAGGUACACUCUACUGUCGGGUCUGUCAGAGGAAGCAAAGCAGGCCAUCAACUUUGACCGGCUGAUCAAUGACUUCACAAUGAUGUGCAUGCUGCUUGGUAACGACUUUAUACCAAACAUUCCAAUGUUGAAGAUCAAAGAGGGCUCUAUUGAGUUGAUGCUAAACUGGUAUCGACACUGGAUGAGCUCUUCCCUUGCAGAGACUGGUCACUUUGACUACAUCACCAAUGGUCAACAUAUCAACUUUGACUCACUCAGUAAGCUGCUGUCGAUGAUUGCAAAAUGGGAGAGCGUUGAGUUUCCAGAGAAGCUGGAGAAGAUGCACAAGAAGGAGAUCAUCAGGUUAGAGCAAAAGAUGGGACAGGACAGUGAUCACUUUCUCGAGCCUGUCAGAAGGAAUCUCGAUGGAGAGAUCAACUACUACAAACUCAAGAUUGGUGCCACCACUAACCAAUUGGAUCAGACCAUUGAUGAAAUGUGCGCUGCCUACUUGCAAGGUUUGACAUGGGUACUGAGAUACUACGUAGAAGGAUGUCCUGCUUGGGGCUGGUACUAUCCUUACCAUUACGCUCCAUUGGCUACAGAUCUGGCCAAGUAUGUAGCCAAACUAUCGACAACAGAGACCAACUCUCAAUGCAUCAAGCUCGACUAUGGAAAACCAUUGGAGCCAUUUAUCCAUUUGCUCAGCGUACUACCACUACAUAGCUCUAGGUUGCUUCCAAAGUCCAUCGCCUCAAUCAUGGAGUCCUCUCCAAUUGCCAGGCAGUUCGUAGAGAACUUUAGGAUCGACUCUAAUGGCGAGGAUGUCAGUUGGAAGGGUGUGGUACUUUUGGACUUUAUCAACACGGCACAACUGACUGAGCUUUGUGGUCCGAUCAUUGCCACUCAACUGAGUGACAGUGAAAGAGCACGUAACCAGUUUGGACAGGAGCUUUUGGUACACCACGAUCAUACAAACAUCGAUCAAGCAAAGUUUGUAGAGCUGACAAUGCAACAGACAAUGACCAGAACUCCUGGUGAGCAUCGUAUCGAAAUCGAGUCGAUAUACAAGCCACUUGAGAAGAUUGACCUGCUAUGGCCUCACCGUCGCUUCUUCACCCUGGAGCCAACAACACCAGAUAGCUUCCAUGCCUUGCCAACGACACAGCUGAUGUUCAACCCACCCACCUCGACACUGCCAACUGAGGUCGUCAUCUCCAAAGAGCAAGAGCUAUUUUUGGAGUGGCGAGAGAAGCAAUCAGUUGGAACUACAUUGGAGACUUUGAUGAGUUCAUUGGAUAUCAAUAAUUGUUUCACUCUUGGCAUCGAUAGCAAGAUAUCAUCCACACUUAGCCAGGUACUGUCCAAUAUCAUAUCGGUCAACAAGGAGAUACGACUCGUCUCUGAUGACGACCAACAGAUGAUCGUCCACAUCAGCUUCUCGCAGCCCACCAGGCUCAGUGGAAUCAAGUUGAUUUCAACUGUUUCUAAAGAGACAAUGCCAAAGAAUGUGAAGGUCUUCUUUAAUCAGACAGCAAUUGAUUUCAGCAGUGCCAGCAGCAUGAAACCAAACCUAACACUAGAGGUGAAGGAUCAAUCAGAGUGUGGCUUGGUAUCUCCACUGCAAACAAUUGGUGGUGGCAUUCACAACAAGUUAAGUCAGCUUACUAUCUUUGUCGAGUCCAAUCACAGCGGAAUGGAUAACACCAAAACAAUAAUAGAGAAGAUAGUUCUUGUAUGA